AUUCAUAUGCAAUUAUACGUAAUUGACGAGCGAAAACGAGCUCAAUACAAAUUUAAAGAAAAUGAAGGGUUGUUGUUCUCCUUUGAUAUAGAGGUUGAUAAGGCCGAAGAAAUUGUUCAACAAAUGGUGGAACAACAAUUAAUCCCAGAUUCCGACAUUAAACAUAUCACUAAACUAAUUAAGGACAAGGUUGACACAUUUAAACAUGACCGCGAAUUAAGACUACGUCAACAACACCAACAAUUACAACAACAACAUUCAACAGAAAUUAUAAAUCCUCCAACAGUUGUUAUAGUUACUCCACCUAUUAAUUCUAAUCUUCCUCCUCCUGUUGCUUCUUCAUCAACAACAACAAAUGUUCCCCCACCAAGUAUUCCUCCCCCUUCGGUUGUCAACAACAACAACAAUGUUCCCCUUGUUGCAGCUCCUGUUCCCCCUCCUCCCGCCCCCACACCUUCAUUAAACUCUACAACAUCAUUAGCUCAUCUUGCCGAAGCUUUAGCUGCAUCUACCCAAGUAAAAUGUUCUUUUUCACUUCAACCCAAAGAUUUUUUACAAAUUUAUUUAUGCAAAAAUUGUCGUGAAAGGUUAUUCAAAUCGGAUGAAAAAAUUCAACGGGAUGGAGCUGGAGUAACCUUACGUAUAGAUUUGUGUGAAGAAUGUGUUAGUAAAAAUAUUGCAGCAACUGAUUUAUUUAAAUGA
This is a messenger RNA of Meloidogyne enterolobii, 702 nucleotides long. Lineage: Eukaryota; Metazoa; Nematoda; Chromadorea; Rhabditida; Meloidogynidae. The record is from the annotation of a GenBank genome assembly.